GGACCGGGACCUCACGGAGGCCGGCUCACGAAACCCGACUGUCUCGCGAGUCGCCUGAGUUUAGUUCCGCCUACAUACUGCCGGGCUACAGCGCCCCUACUCUCCCCGCCUGGGGAAACGCGAAGCUGUGCGGGCCACCUUCCGGGAAGUGAGGGCAAGGGGCGACAGCGGCGCCGGAAUUCUAUACAGGCAGCGCUUCGGACACCUACCGUGACGUAAUCUCCGCGCGAGGUGGGGCGGGGCUCCACGGGGGCCUCACCCUGAAAAGACCCCCGAGGGGCGGAAGCCGUCAAUAGAGAAGCGGCGGCCCUAGGUGCCUUGGUUUCCGAUAAGACUGAAGACCAAAGAGGGAAAGUGAUCUCUCCAAAGUCACUAAAUAAUUGGUAGCGCUAAAUAAGAAUCUAAGCCUGUAACUGCAGAGACCAAAGAGCUUUCUAUUACACUCCUGGGAAAGAAAUACUAAGGUCUUUGUACAUUAUCUUGUGGGAGGAAAAUGCCUAAAGUCAAAAGAAGCAGGAAAGCUCCCCCAGAUGGCUGGGAGUUGAUUGAGCCAACACUGGAUGAAUUAGAUCAAAAGAUGAGAGAAGCUGAAACAGAACCUCAUGAGGGAAAGAGAAAAGUGGAAUCUCUGUGGCCCAUCUUCAGGAUCCACCACCAGAAAACCCGCUAUAUCUUUGAUCUCUUUUAUAAGCGGAAAGCCAUAAGCAGAGAACUCUAUGAAUAUUGUAUUAAAGAAGGUUAUGCAGACAAAAACUUGAUUGCAAAGUGGAAAAAGCAGGGAUAUGAGAACUUGUGCUGUCUGCGGUGCAUUCAGACUCGGGACACCAAUUUUGGAACUAACUGCAUUUGCCGGGUUCCUAAAAGCAAGCUGGAAGUGGGGCGCAUCAUCGAGUGUACACACUGUGGCUGUCGGGGCUGCUCUGGCUGAGGCCAUAGGCCUGGCCCCUCUCCACCCUGGACUUUGGACCUUGCAGGCUUCUGCAUAUCCUGCCACGGCUUCUUGGGAACAGCUCUUCUCAGCAGUGCCUCAGGCGUGAGUUGGAGCACCUCUACAGGUGAAGGCUUUGGUGUUCACCAGAUGUGAUUUGUAAAAAUAAAACGUUGAAACCUC
Molecule: messenger RNA, 1111 nt
Organism: Marmota flaviventris (yellow-bellied marmot)
Lineage: Eukaryota; Metazoa; Chordata; Mammalia; Rodentia; Sciuridae
Gene: Bud31
Product: BUD31 homolog
Biological process (GO): mRNA splicing, via spliceosome
Cellular component (GO): nucleus; spliceosomal complex
Source: RefSeq, a predicted model, not a curated record